AUGAAGAAUUGUUUUGACAAAUUUUUUAAUUGCUGUGGUUCCUCUGAUUCAAAUCAAUUAGAAUAGCUUGCAGAUUAAGCAAUGGCUCCAGUUAAAAAUAGCUAAAGGGAAGACAAUAUAGCGCAAAAAGUAAUAUAGGAUGCUAAUAAAGCCUUGAGUAAUCGAAAUUAAAAGGUUUAAGUUCAAACCAACUCGUAAUUGAUAAAUCAAAAUACAAAACAGGAUGAAAACGUUUUUUAUUCGAAACUAAAAGACACCGGUUCAAUAUAAGGCAACAAUAAGGAUUAUAAAAUAGAUAAAUAGCUUGACGAAAGGCUAAAUACAUUAACUGAAAAAGAAAAAUUACAAAAGCUCUAAUAAUAAAACAAACAAUAAGUUAUUCCGAAUGGGCAGCAUCUCAAUAUCGGCAACGUAAAUAUUUAAGUCGCAUUGAAUGAUUAACGAAUAGCAACAUAAAAUAGUAAUUCUCCGAGGAAGGCAGGAAGUAUAAUUGAAAGGUAUCUAGAGGAGCAGAAAAAAGUUGAUAAUGUCCUAUUAUUAGAUGAUAUGAGGCAUUCAGAGUCAUACUUGAAACUACAACAAAAUCCUGCUCAGUUUUUCAUGCAGUCUAACCGUCUUGGAGUCGAUAGACCCCCUAAUAACGGCGGUUCCGUAUCUUCAGUAUCUGCCUCAGAUAUAGCAAAUCAGAAAUUAGCAUCAGAACUGAAGGAUCUUCAAUAAAACGAAAAAUCUUAAUAAGCAUUAGAUUAAAAAGGUGCUGUCCGACCAGUAAUUAAUGACGAUUAACCUUCAAAUAUUUAAUAAGUAGUUCAUCACAGUUAGCAUGAGUACUAACACAUUUGGAGAAUGAACGAUAAUGAACGCGAAGCGAACAAUCAACUGGGAAGAAGUAUUAAUUUGAAUGGGUAGAAUUCAAAUACAAGUCCCAAGUAAUUAAUCCAAGGAAGUUAUAAUAAAUAAGCUAUAACAGAUACAAAUCAAAGAGUAAAUAUGAUUAAAAACAAUUUAUAGAACAAUUUAUUUUGA
Molecule: messenger RNA, 1026 nt
Organism: Stylonychia lemnae
Lineage: Eukaryota; Ciliophora; Spirotrichea; Sporadotrichida; Oxytrichidae
Source: the annotation of a GenBank genome assembly